Messenger RNA from Lasiodiplodia theobromae, 663 nucleotides. RefSeq lists its product as uncharacterized. NCBI's taxonomy places the organism in Eukaryota, Fungi, Ascomycota, Dothideomycetes, Botryosphaeriales, Botryosphaeriaceae. The transcript is spliced from 2 exons. The record is from RefSeq and is a predicted model, not a curated record. Bases 1 to 663 code for a protein of 220 amino acids.
AUGGCGCGUCAUAUUCAAUACGAAGACCUGGUGGUCUUCGUCGCUGACGCUGUCUCUGGCGACAUUGUGGCGUCGCGACCGGUUAGAUAUACCGUCCCCAUCAACAUUUGCCUUGCUCGUCGCUCCCGCGGGCUCAAGAUCACCGCAUACGAUGCAUUGCUCUCAGAGACGACAGACUUUGUCUACAAGGCGUUGCGCUCUCAGGGCCUCGACCCGCCUUCCGACGCUGUGCUGGUCCGCUACGACAGACUCUCGUCCAUUACGAGAGACGCAGUGCUUCGAACCGCUCUACAUGUAAUGUGGGCCGCCACUGGCCAAGCGGCGUUCUUCCUUUGCUCGCACAAGGACCUUGCUGAUCUUCAGAACCGCCAGCGACCGCCUUUGGGGGAAUUGACAGUCCAAGAUAUUCCGACGCAGACCAAGCCAGACGACCCAGCCACAGGCCCCACCAGUGCUGCUGGAGUAUCUAGCUUGUGCACCGCCGAGCAAACCACUGACCUUGCCGCAUUAUCGGGCGAGGAUUCCAGCGCAUCCACCACUAGCCAGACGUCUAACGCUGCCUCCGAGCAAGUGACUUCUACAAGCAUCGCCCAUUCGCCGGACGCCACCGAUAGCGACGAAGAAGCGCCGUCUCUACACUUGGCCAGAUGCAACAUUCUAUAA